AUGCCGGGGGCUUUUGCGCUGCUAGCGGCGGAUGAGCAGAUGGCCCGUUCCCUCGGCGGCGCCGUAGCGGACAUCGACGACCCAGCGUUGCCGGAUGGGCUGCGGUGCUCUUUCUGGUUGGUGGCUCGCGGUUUCGGGCAACGCGAAGGUAUAGAUUUCUUUGAGACCUUCUCCCCGUGUCCGUCUGUCACUAGUAUCCGUUUGUUAGCAGCUCUUGCGUGUGAGUUAGGUUUGGACUUGUGUCAUUUCGACACGGAGCAGGCGUUUGUUCAAUCCGAGUUGCAGGAGUGUGUUUACAUCCGUCUGCCGCAGGGCUGCGGUGCUCUUUCUGGUAACAUUGUGCGCCUUCGUCGUAGUCUGUAUGGCUUGAAGCAAGCAUCCCGCACAUGGCAUAAACACUUGGUGAGGGGCAUGAAGUGUCUCGGGUUCGAACAGUGUGCUGCCGACGCUUGCGUUAUGCGCUUGAUCGAAGAGGGCAUUAUGGCCAUGGUCGUUGUCGUCCAUGUCGAUGAUAUUUUUUCCAUCGGGCGUAAGAGUUGGUGUGAGCAAUUUGGUAGACUUGAACGAACGUAUGCCGAGAACAUGGUCGCAAAGUUCGGUGUCACCCGUAACAAAGAAACCCCCAUGGCCGUUGGUGUAAAGCUUGAGGAGUUUGAUGCGUGUGAACCUGACGUUGACGAGCCGUUUCGUUCGUUGGUGGGGCACCUGAUGUGGCUUGCGAACCAAACUCGCCCGGAUAUCCUUACCGCCGUCCGGGCCGUUGCGCGGUAUUCCUACGCGCCCAAGUCCGUGCACUGGAAGGCUGCGUUGCAUAUUUUGAUGUACAUUAGAUUCACGAGUGCGUUUGGUAUUACAUUUCAACGGGGUACAGUAGGCGGUGUUAGCUUGGAGAAGAGUGUCAUGCUGUCUUCUACGGAAGCUGAGUACGCUGCAAUGGCCGAUGGCAUGAAGGAGGCGAUUUUCUUGAGGUAUCUCUGGAGUUUUAUCUUUCCGGAUGGGGAUGUGGUUUGCACUGUUGUCAAGGAGGACAAUGUCGGGGCGCUUCACUUGGCCAACAACCCGGCCACCACCCCCAACUCUAAGCACAUUAUUGACAUCCGGCAUCAUUUUAUUCGGGAGCGUGUGGACCGGGGAGAGUUUAAGGUCGUUUUUGUCCCGUCGCAUUUGCAGCACGCCGACUUCCUUACGAAACCACUGCACAAGGAGGCAUUUUCAGUGCACCGCAACUUUGUCAUGAAUCUUUGAGGCAUUAUUGGGUUGCUGUGUAAUUUUUUGUUUUGUUUUGUUUGGCGGCAUUUAUUGGCCGCGGUGUUGGAGUUGUCUUGGUUUUUCUUUGUUUUGCAGGUACUGCUAUGAAAAUCACGGGGGGGAUUUGUAUGUCAUACCACGAUUAUCAUUUCAGUAGGUAUUUUUCUUUUGUAUUCAGGAUGACGAUCGAGUGUCGUUAUUGCAUAUUUGCGCGUUGUUUAUUGAGUAGUCUCUUCAAUCCAGACGAAAUAAUACUGGAUGGCUUGCACUUUCUGUUUCGGGGGUUAUCGCAGCAGGGGGGCUGUUAAGUUUUUAUGUUUUGGGAGAUAUUUUGGCCAGGGGCUGCUAAGAAAUUGAUGUUGUCGCUUUGUUUGAGAAACGGCUUAAUUGGUAAAAGUUUCCUCUGGCGUUUUAAUAUGCGCCGGGUUUUUAACCUUUGUCUCUUUUGCCGUAUUUGAUAUUUUUGGUUUUUCUGAAUGACAUAUUGAAGGAAGGGAUUGGCAUAUUUUGGUAAGACAUGGUUGAGGCCUAUGUGCUUCCGAAGCUUAUUUGAGAUUGGUCAAUGAGCUGAAACAUGGUUUUGUGCGAGGAUCUUGUCCGAAGUAAUAGUUGACACGUUUUUCCGGAGUUGUCCGUCCAAAGUCUUUCAUGACGUGACUCUGAUGUAAUGUUGAUCUUUGCGGAGUAUUUUUCUAAGGAUGAUUCUUGGUUUUUGGCUGCUUGAGUUUUUGGUGACGACAUUUUCUCGAGAGGAAUGAUUGUUAAGACUCUAGUGAAGUUCCAAUAUACAUAGUAGUGGAUUAAGGAGGAAUAGUAGCUUGAAAUUUGAAUAUUCAAUAGAUCGGGAAGUUGAGAUGAUUUGUGUAUAAUAUGAAAGAUGAAUGGUUUUGGUUUUGUUGCCGUUUUACCUGGCGAUAUGUACGGAAGGAUACGGAUCUCCGAGAUAUCCGAGGGGGUACGCAGAUAUGAUAGGUUUGGGUAUAUGCAGACUUGUGUGCAGCAGCAGCAGGUCCUUCUUGCUGCUCAUGCUUGUCUCUCGUUAAUAGUCAAGGAACUUGAGUCAAUCCUUUGUGCACAAACGCUCUCGACGAGAGCCCGCGAGCGUGAUAACAUAGCACACGCGCCGUCACCACAAACAACCUUCAAUACGUUCCUCUGACACGGCGUCACGCGGGAGGUUAAUAUGGGUGUAAAAUAGUUGCUUCAACAUGUGGGACGGUUUUGGCGGAAUUUGCUGCCGUCAAGCCAAAAAGGGGGCAAAAGUGCCCAUGUUUGGACAGGCAUAUCACCAUCCAUAGGCAUCCGUUUAACGUUUUUUUUUUUUGUGACUCAGAACAGGAUGCGUAG
This is a messenger RNA of Ectocarpus sp. CCAP 1310/34, 2595 nucleotides long. NCBI's taxonomy places the organism in Eukaryota, Phaeophyceae, Ectocarpales, Ectocarpaceae. The record is from the annotation of a GenBank genome assembly.